UGAGCGGCUCGCUUCCACGCCAAAGUCCCGGAGCUUGAACGAAAUGACUUCGACAUUUUUUUCCUCUGAGUUUUCGUAGAGUUUUUUUCUCUCUACCUGUCAGCCACCUCGCCGGUGAGCCGCUGUUCCUGCUGGAUGGACGAGAAGAUGAGCUCCACCGGAGAAGACACAGAGGCCAGCCUGCAGGCCCAGCUAGCCGAGUGCCGAGCUCAGGUCGAGCACUGGCAGGGCGUGGCGACGAUCUGCGAGCUGAGCAAACAGGAGGAACUGGCAGAGCUGCAAAAACAAUGUGAUCAAGAGAUCCAGUCUCUGCAGGAGGCUCUCCGAGAGACAGCAGCACAGUAUGAGGCCAGGAUAGCUGUUCUACAGUCUCAGCCUGUGGAGUGGAGGAGAGGCAGCGGACACAGCAUGGUCAGUGGAAGGAAAGGCAGGAUGGAUGCAGAAGUCACCAGUAAUGAGUCUCCAGCAUCGAUCGUCAACAGCCUGACAGAAGACGAGGCAACAGCAUCGCCGGACAGGAUUCACAGCCAACCAGCACAGCCAGCAGAUCUCGAGGCGGCGGCGGCGGCAGAAGGAGAAGGGGCUGCGCUGACGACUGAAGGGUAUUUUUCCCUCCGGCAGUGUGACUCGGCCUCGCUGUCCUCCUUCUCCUUAGACACGCCGUCUCUGCCCAGAAAGCUCCACGCUGGGGACGACACAGACUCGCUGGUUUCCACAGGAACUUUGGUGCCUGAAGCCAUUUACCUGCCGCCUGCCGGACACCGGCUGGUCACGCACAGCGACUGGGACGCACUCAAUGCUCAGGUGUCAGAGCUGCGAGGGGAAGUGAGUCGGCUGCAGGCGGAGAAAGAAGAGCUGGAGAGAGAACUAGAUACACAAACCAACCACACACACAAGCAGGUAUCAAUGCUCCAGUCUCAGGUCCAGACUUCAGAAGCCCUCCUUCAGGAUUUGCAGAAAUCUUUCAGCCAGUCACAGAAUGCAGUCCAGAGCCGACUGGCAGAGUUGUCCAUGUCUCAGAGGAAGAUGUGCAGCGAGCUGUCCAGGCUGAAAGGAGAAGAGGUGGAGGAGGACGUACCAGACUCCAGCUCGUCGUUAUCAGCAACACUGCAUGGAGCGCACUGUGAGGAGCGGCUUCGCAUUGAGAUUGUCAACCUGAGGGAGCAGCUGGACACCCGGGCAGAGGAGACGGAAGUUUUAGAGGUGCAGCUUUCCAGUCUGAAGGUGGAGACAGAGAGGAUCCAGGCUCAAAAGGAACAGAUGCAGGCUGAGCUGCUGGCCUGCCGCACUGAACUGGAAGCCCUGCGGGUGGCGCUCUCUCAUGUGCAGACCACCAACAAGAGCCUCAGCAAUGAUAAAGCAGCUUUGCACCAACAGUGUCUGGAGCUGCGUAGCCAAGUGAUCAGCUUGCGCUCUCAGGUCGACACCAGCCAGACCGUACAGAGAGACUUUGUCCAGCUCUCUCAGUCACUGCAGGUGAAACUGGAGUUGGUUCGGCAGGCGGAAACUCUGGAACAAGUCAGGAAAAUUCUGGAAGGAGGAAUCAGUCAAGAUGGCUCCUCACCUGUGGACGCCUCGUGAGUUUUGGAAAAUUACGUUGGAACCAAAAAGCACAGACCAAGAGUUCAACAUUCCAAGAGUGACCGAGGACGGUCUACUAACCAUGGCCACAUGAAACACGGAUGCUCUGGUAGAGUGACCACUGGAGAUGUCACACUGGAAAUACUGUAAACAAAAAAACAAAAACAGAAGCAUUACGUUGUUUCAUUAUUGUCUCAGAGAGGAUGGUUUGGUGUCCAUUCAUCAAACUUCGUGACCAAAGUGAGCUGUGAUGAACCAUGCAAACGUCAGUGACACUGUUUUUUUCCCACACUCACCAUUUUCUCACAUUUGUUCUCUACUAAUACAUGUGAAUAUAUUCUGUUUGUAACGCUGACAGACUCAAGCAGAACACUCAACUGUCCAACACUUGAUUUUCACUGCAUCACAAGUUAACUCAAGUAAUUCAUAUUUCUGUGCAUCUUUGUGAAGGACCACCUAAAGCAAUGGAUCACAGUGCAAUAAUGAAGUAAUGCAAACUAGACAUUCACCUAAAUUAACAGUAUUCAAAUGUGAUUUUAUUAUAUAAUAUAUAUAUAUAUUAAAGGUGGAGUAAGCCAUUCUAAUUUAACACACUCCUCACAGUCCACCAGCUGACUGUUCUGUGUGCACUGGACAAAAAACAAACGAGGGUUUCGUUCUGUAAACAGGAAGCAAAAAAAAAAGUGGUUUGGACCCAUCUGCAGAACACUAUUCCAGCCGACCAGCAACAGGAGACGUUUGUAGAUGCACAUAGGCAGAUUACGUGCACAUGAUAGUCGUUUUCUGGAGAACAGGGUGAAUUCAGAGGAUUUUUGUAACACCAGCGGACAUGUUAGCAGGGUAGAACACAGAGACAGUGCAAUCUGCUUCACCCUGUUACCAAAGGGAAGGUUCAGCGAGUAGCCAGGCUCCUUUGCACAACAAUUGCAGCAGCAGGUCAUUGUCAAUGCUAGCUUUGGCUCCACAAGGAAAAAGCUGAUGUCUAUAAACUCCAUGGUUCUCACUUUUGUCUCUGUUGUGUUUGGAUGCUGUUUGUGUGCGUACAUAUCAUUAAUUUGAUGAAGAUUUCUAUUAAGAUGUUUGUGUUGUCUUAGCCGUGAGACAGAGACAUCCACUUCCACGCUACACAAGGCUGGUGUGUUUCUCUUUCUUUGAGCUAACCCACUUUUUAUGAAUUUGUCGACAAAGUUUCUGAAGGAGCACUGAAGUAAAGGAAUGUGUUUGUUGUUUGACUGUUGAGUUCAGGCAUCAAUAAGCUUUCUCAGGGAUGGCUUUCUCCACCUUUAAGUAAUUCUGUUUUUAUUUUAGCUAAGCAUUAACAUUCCUGUCCUUACUACAACCAUGACGGCUUUUUAACUGUAAGCAAAUUUAUGAUUGUGGAUUUGGAAAGUGAAAAACGGUAAAGAAAUGUAAAAGUGUAACGUCUUGGUAUUCUAAUUUGUGUCAAUACACAUGGAAAACGCAUGA
This is a messenger RNA of Stegastes partitus (bicolor damselfish), 3048 nucleotides long. RefSeq names its product rabaptin, RAB GTPase binding effector protein 2 (gene rabep2). Gene Ontology annotation, cellular component: intracellular membrane-bounded organelle. Gene Ontology annotation, molecular function: GTPase activator activity; growth factor activity. The record is from RefSeq and is a predicted model, not a curated record. The coding region runs from base 136 to 1581 and encodes 481 amino acids. Gene Ontology annotation, biological process: endocytosis. NCBI's taxonomy places the organism in Eukaryota, Metazoa, Chordata, Actinopteri, Pomacentridae. The transcript is spliced from 12 exons.